CCAUGGGUCAGGCAGGGAGUGUAGACGCUGUAAGCGGGGAGCAGGGAGAGAUCGGGGUGGCUGAGCUACAGGACUGGUACAAGAAGUUUGUCACCGAGUGCCCCAGCGGAACUCUCUUCUUCCACGAGUUCAGGCGCUUCUGCGGGGUGUUGGACAACGAGGAGGCUGCAGAAUACAUCGAGAACUUGUUCCGCGCCUUCGACAAGAACGGGGACAACACCAUAGAUUUCCUGGAAUAUGUGGCAGCCCUCAACCUGGUUCUGAGGGGCAACCUGGAGCACAAGCUGAAGUGGACAUUCAAAGUUUACGACAAGGACGGCAAUGGAUGCAUCGACAAGGCCGAGCUACUGGCCAUAGUGGAGUCUAUUUACAGGUUGAAGACAGCAUGUCGCCGAGGACCGGACGAUGGGGCCCCUCACCUCUCCCCCGAGGAGGUCGUAGACCGAAUAUUCCAGUUAGUGGAUGAGAACGGUGAUGGCCACCUGUCCCUGGAUGAGUUUGUAGACGGAGCUCGCAAAGACAAGUGGGUGAUGAAGAUGUUGCAGAUGGAUGUCAACCCCGGCAGCUGGAUUAACGAGCAGAGGCGGAAAAGUGCUUAGUUUUAACCGGCACGAGGAACUGCAGGUGCUGGGACUUGCAACAAAGCGCAGAGUGCUGGAGGAACCCGGCUGGGUCAGAGGGCAUCUGGGGCGGGAAGGGACAGACGGCAUUUCGAGUCGUGACCCUUCCCCAGUCCGAUUGUAGAUUUGUUUAGUUUAGAGAUACAGCGCGUAAACAGGCCCUUCGGCCCACCGAGUCCGUGCCGACCAGCGAUCCCCGCACACUAACACUAUCCUACACACACACACUGGGGACAAUUUACAUUUACACCAAGCCAAUUAACCUGCAAACCUGCACGUCUUUGGAGUGUGGGAGGAAACCGGAGCACCCGGAGAAAGCCCACGCAGGUCACGGGGAGAACGUGCAAACUCCGUACAGACAGCACCCGUAGUCAGGAUGGAACCCGGGUCUCUGGCGCUGGGAGGCAGCAGCUCUACCCGCUGCACCACCGUGCCGGCCUGUAGCAGAGGGUGGGGGCAGGCAUGUGAUAGGUAGACACAAGCUUCACAUCCCACUCCUG
Molecule: messenger RNA, 1120 nt
Organism: Leucoraja erinaceus (little skate)
Lineage: Eukaryota; Metazoa; Chordata; Chondrichthyes; Rajiformes; Rajidae
Gene: guca1b
Product: guanylate cyclase activator 1B
Exons: 4
Coding region: 3-599 (198 amino acids)
Biological process (GO): visual perception
Cellular component (GO): cone photoreceptor outer segment; photoreceptor inner segment
Molecular function (GO): calcium ion binding; calcium sensitive guanylate cyclase activator activity
Source: RefSeq, a predicted model, not a curated record